This is a messenger RNA of Babesia sp. Xinjiang, 348 nucleotides long. RefSeq lists its product as uncharacterized. Lineage: Eukaryota; Apicomplexa; Aconoidasida; Piroplasmida; Babesiidae. The transcript has 2 exons. The record is from RefSeq and is a predicted model, not a curated record. Bases 1 to 348 code for a protein of 115 amino acids.
AUGCCUGAAGUUUCUAACGUAGUUCACAGCUGCAAGACGCAUGAAGAAUACAAACUGGGACUGCUUGCUACAAACCAUUUUUAUAAUUUUGGGCGUCAGUUAAGCCCUGAGGGUGUUAACAAGCUCUUCGUUUUUAGCAUGCGCUGUGGCGAAUAUGAGGAAUCACUUAAGCUGCUGGAAGGUACCCGAGACUGGCUUCCGAAACCUCCAGAUAUUGAUUUGGUUUACUUACUCAUGUCAGUAUUCAUUCAUAAGAAGGAUUAUUUGAAUGUCAAGCGUGUUUUCAAGGCCAUAAGAUCCCACUGGUUGGUCGACGUUUCUGGUUUGAGAAUGUUGUCAGGCAAAUGA